AUGGCACCGCCCUGUCCCGCCCACAAAAUGGCGGCGGGCGGGCUGUUCCGGCCGCGCCGAGGCGGCCGCUUCGUCUCCGUUCCUCGCUACACCCGGUCCCUGAGCCGGCCUUGCCCGGGGGAACAGGCAGACCGGUGCGGUGUUCCCUGAUGGAACUGGGUCGGCUGGAGUAUCUGCAGGCGCUCGUCACCGAGUUCCAGGUGACGGACAGCACAGAGGCCAAGGAGCAGGUACUGGCGAACCUGGCCAACUUCGCCUACGAUCCCAGCAACUACGAGUAUCUGCGGCAGCUCCAGGUGCUGGACCUGUUCCUGGAUAUGCUGACCGAGGACAACGAGACCCUGGUGGAGUUUGCCAUGGGUGGUCUUUGCAACCUGUGCUUGGAUAAAACGAACAAAGAGUACAUCCUGGAGGCCAGCGGGGUGGAGCCCAUCAUCAGCUGCCUGUCCAGCUCCAACGAGGAGACCGUGGUGUCGGCUGUGACCACGCUGAUGUUCCUGACGACGCCGCGGUCGCGCGCGCAGACCACGGCGCUGCCCGUGGUGGAGUGCAUGCUGCGCUUCUCGCUCUCGGCCAACACGCGCCUCAGCAACCUGGCCUCCAUCUUCCUGCAGGACUACUGCAGCCCUGCGCAGGUGGAGGAGGCCAGGAGCCUCAGCAGGCACACGGCAGUGGGCAUUCCAAUGCCCAAGGACUGAGCAGGGCUGUGGAGAGGGGAGCCUCCUGCUGUUCUCACUUUCUGCUCAGCAGGUCAAGAGCAGCAUUAAAGAGGGGUGUUGGUCCCACCAGUGCUGGGGUUUGGUUAACAAACAGGAAGGAACAGCACUAACACGGCAGCUGGGCCAAGCACAUAGCUAAGCCUGCAAAUAUUUAAAAUAAAUCAGGUCAUGGCUGCACAUUGGAAAGUACUUUGCCAAGUGCAGCUCAGCACCCAGCUUGCACAAACAACCCUUCCCAGCAAUGAGGAGUGUUCUGCUCGGGUUAUUGGGCGGAAUUAUAUCCACUCCAGUUCCUGGCUAGUUGUGCUACACCUCUCCCCUUCAGUGCCCCUGACAAGUGACACUGUCAAUUCAAGUCACUGAAAUGUCACAGAAAUGCAUUCCUCCUGCAGAGAAAGGAGUUUCCCUGCCCUGGCAAUUCACAAUCUCUCCAUCCCUGUGGCACUAGUUAUGCCAUCCUCUAAUCAUGGCACAGGUAGCCAGCUACAGAAUCACUACAUAGGGCAGGCUGUAGCUACUCUAUAAAUGAAGAAGUGGAAACUUUGUCUUUUAUUACCACUGGUGAGAAAGGUGAAGUAAUUAAAAAAAAAAAGGAAGGGGAAUCAUGGCAGUCCAGCUCAUGAGAACAGCUGUCUUGUAAAAGCUUCUGUUAAUAAAACAUUAACUUAACUUAAA
Zonotrichia albicollis (white-throated sparrow) is the source of this 1394-nucleotide messenger RNA. The record is from RefSeq and is a predicted model, not a curated record. NCBI's taxonomy places the organism in Eukaryota, Metazoa, Chordata, Aves, Passeriformes, Passerellidae.